CACUCUUACUUCCAGAAGAUGAUCCUUUCCUUUAAAACAGUUAAUGACGAUACAUAAAGGAUAUCCUUAAAGAACAGAUUAUAAAUGACCAAUGGCAGACAAGAAUCAGACCGCAGUGACUGAAUUUCUUUUCGUGGGCCUCACAGAUCAUCUCCAUCAGCAGACUGGCCUUUUUGUCAUGCUUCUCUUCAUCUAUCUUGUCACGCUGGGGGGUAACUUGGGGAUGAUCACUCUCAUAUGGAUUGAUCCCAGGCUCCACACACCCAUGUACUUUUUCCUCAGCCACUUGUCCUUUGUAGAUAUUUGUUCCUCUUCCUCCAUUGCCCCCAAGACACUGUGUGAUAUCUUUGCAGAGAAAAGAAGCAUCUCUUUCAUGGGUUGUGCUGCACAGAUGUGGUUCUUUGGUCUUUUUGUGGCAACUGAAUGCUUCCUCCUGGCUUCCAUGGCCUAUGACUGGUAUAUGGCCAUCUGUAAGCCUUUGUUGUAUUCCCUCAUUAUGUCCCAGAGGGUCUGUGUGCAGCUGGUGGCAGGGCCCUAUGCCAUGGCUCUUAUAAGUACAAUGACCCAUACAGUUCUCACUUUUUGCUUACCUUUCUGUGGACCAAAUGUUAUCAAUCACUUCUUCUGUGACAUUUCACCACUGCUGUCCCUAGCAUGUGCAGACACCCAGAACAAUAGGUUAGUGCUUUUCAUCUUGGCUGGAGCUGUAGGAGUCCUCAGUGGCCUAAUCAUUACUAUCUCCUAUGUGUGCAUCCUUGUGGCCAUCAUGAAGAUCCAGACUGCUGAUGGGAGGAGGAAGGCUUUCUCCACUUGUUCUUCUCACCUGGCAGCUGUCUCCAUCCUAUACGGGACUCUUUUCUAUAUCUAUGUUGUGCCUGACUCAGGUUCCUUCUUAGAUAUCAAUAAAGUGAUUUCUCUGUUUUAUACUGUGGUCAUCCCCAUGCUGAACCCUCCUAUCUACAGCUUGAGAAACAAGGAGGUGAAAGAUGCAUUCAAGAGGAAGUUUGAAAGAAAAAAAUUCUAA
Molecule: messenger RNA, 1024 nt
Organism: Myotis lucifugus (little brown bat)
Lineage: Eukaryota; Metazoa; Chordata; Mammalia; Chiroptera; Vespertilionidae
Product: olfactory receptor 5G3-like
Exons: 2
Coding region: 92-1024 (310 amino acids)
Biological process (GO): sensory perception of smell; G protein-coupled receptor signaling pathway
Cellular component (GO): membrane
Molecular function (GO): olfactory receptor activity; odorant binding; G protein-coupled receptor activity
Source: RefSeq, a predicted model, not a curated record